ACCUAAAAAAAACAAGAAGACAUAUUGACUUUAAAGUUAAGUUUCAUCGCCUUUGACGGAGUUUCCCACCAACAACAACAUCACAACAUUUAAUAUAAACAAACACUUUCUUUUCCCACAAACCCCUAAACUCCUAAAACAAAUCAAAACUCAAAACACAAACAAUGGCUUUGAGUUUCACACACCAACCCACAAUCAAAACCAUUCUCCAAACUCAAUCCUCUUCCUCCAUCCCCUCUUCGCCUCACUCCCUCCCCUUCCAUGAAACCCGAAAAUCACGUCGGUCACUAUCCGUCCGCGCCUCGGCAACGGCGGCCGAGGUUUCCGCAAAGGUGUCAAGGGAGUACAAUGUCAAGUCGGUGAAGGCGAGGCAGAUCAUUGAUAGUAGAGGGAAUCCGACGGUGGAGGUUGAUCUGGUGACUGAUCAGCUUUACCGAUCGGGUGUGCCGAGUGGGGCUUCUACCGGAAUUUACGAGGCUUUGGAGCUUAGAGAUGGGGAUAAAAGUGUUUACGGUGGGAAAGGUGUUCUUAAUGCUGUGAGAAAUAUUAACGAAAUUUUGGCUCCAAAGCUUGUUGGUGUCGAUGUUAGGAAUCAAGCUGAUGUUGAUGCUAUUAUGCUGGAAAUUGAUGGAACUCCUAACAAGUCAAAACUGGGUGCUAAUGCAAUAUUGGGAGUUUCACUGAGUGUGUGUAGAGCUGGUGCUGGAGCAAAAGGAGUGCCCUUGUACAAACAUAUCCAAGAGAUUUCAGGAACCAAGGAACUUGUCAUGCCUGUUCCAGCUUUUAAUGUUAUAAAUGGAGGCAGCCAUGCCGGUAAUAAUCUUGCUAUGCAAGAGUUUAUGAUUCUACCAGUUGGAGCUACUUCAUUUGCUGAGGCACUUCGCAUGGGCAGCGAAGUGUAUCAAGUAUUAAAGGGCAUAAUCAAGGCAAAAUAUGGACAAGAUGCUUGUAACGUUGGUGACGAAGGAGGAUUUGCUCCCAAUGUUCAGGAUAACAGAGAGGGACUUGUUUUACUAAUUGAUGCCAUUGAGAAGGCGGGUUAUACCGGAAAGAUUAAAAUCGGUAUGGAUGUAGCAGCUUCAGAGUUUUACACUAAGGACAGGAAAUAUGAUUUGAACUUCAAGAAACAGCCAAAUGAUGGAACUCAUGUUCACUCUGCGGAGAGUCUUGGUCAACUUUAUCAAGACUUUGUGAAAGAGUUUCCCAUUGUGUCGAUCGAGGAUCCUUUUGAUCAAGAUGAUUGGAGUUCAUGGGCCUCACUAGGCUCUUCCGUUGAUAUUCAACUUGUAGGAGAUGAUUUGUUAGUUACAAAUCCAAAGAGAAUAGCUGAAGCCAUUCAAAAGAAGGCUUGCAAUGGUUUACUACUAAAGGUUAACCAGAUCGGCACAGUGAGUGAAUCUAUUCAGGCUGCACUUGACUCAAAGGCUGCAGGUUGGGGCGUCAUGGUUAGUCAUCGGAGUGGUGAGACUGAGGAUAACUUCAUCGCCGAUCUUUCUGUUGGAUUGGCCAGUGGACAGAUAAAGACCGGUGCUCCAUGCAGAAGCGAACGGUUGGCAAAGUACAACCAGCUUCUUCGGAUCGAAGAGGAACUUGGAACUGUGCGUUAUGCUGGUGAAGCUUUCAGAUCGCCCUAGAAUGAAAGGCCGCCACGGAUGUCAGAAGUUAUACAUCGAAAUCACUGAAAUCCUGAGUUUUGCUGGUAUAGCUGCUGCUAUCUGGAGUUUUCAAAAGAUCUACUUUUGAUGAGUUAGAGAGUUUGAAGUGUCUUUUAAAUAAAAAUAAUUGAAUCAAACUUGAGUGUUGUAAUGCAAGGAGGUAGUUAAAUGUAACUUAAUGCAGAGACAGAGACAGUUUGGUAGUUGGAAGAUGUAAUUCCACUUAAAAUUAAUUGCAAGUGAGAAACUACAAGCAUUUUGAGAAGA
This is a messenger RNA of Lathyrus oleraceus (garden pea), 1922 nucleotides long. RefSeq names its product enolase 1, chloroplastic. The record is from RefSeq and is a predicted model, not a curated record. Gene Ontology annotation, biological process: glycolytic process. The transcript is spliced from 7 exons. Bases 165 to 1634 code for a protein of 489 amino acids. Gene Ontology annotation, molecular function: phosphopyruvate hydratase activity; magnesium ion binding. Gene Ontology annotation, cellular component: phosphopyruvate hydratase complex. NCBI's taxonomy places the organism in Eukaryota, Viridiplantae, Streptophyta, Magnoliopsida, Fabales, Fabaceae.